AUGUCCCAUCCUGGCCUGGCAGAGGGAGAGAGGCCAGCGCCGACCCUGCGAGUGGGAAAGCAGCCUUCGUUCAAAGGCGAGCGAGCCCUGAGGGUGGAGGAGCAAGGGGGGGGGGCUCCAUGCAAGAGGGCUUUGAAACAUAAGCCGUUGCCCCAGGGAGGGCCAGGAGGAAUAUUUGGUAUCCUGGGAGGUGUGAUUGCUGCUUCCCUCAUUAUUGGGGUGGCUGUUACUGUCUUCAUUGUCUACAGACGACAGCAGAAAAACCGCUCGGAGACUGAGAACGAUCUGAUUGACUUGCCGCCUUCUCACAAACCCGCCCCUCCACCCCCAAAGCGGAAGCAAGAGACAAAAAGUCACCUGACGGCAGAAGACAUCCAGGUUGUGCACCUGGACAACAUGAAAGAGCCAGAGGAAGAGAUCCAGAAGCUUCCGCCGCAGCCCCCAUACUACGACAUGGCCGCCAAUGAGCCUACCCCUCAUGCCAACAAGAUGCUCCAGAACGCGGGCAACAGCAAGGACUCCGACGUCCAAUAUGCAGAGUUGGACACCUCCGCUCUGGCGACGUCGCCCAGCCCCAGGACUUCGAUCCCUGCUGGCGGAGACCUUGUCGAGUAUGCAACCAUCCAGGCUAACUUAUGCUAGCGCAUGACACUGUAGGCCUAUCCCCCCCUCUGAUUCUGGCCUCAAGAACUUUGGAAAGUGUCACUCAGAGAUAUCGGAUGCGGGUGAUUACCUAACCUGCCGUUACUUACGUGAAGACCAGUAUCUGGCAAACAUUCCUUAUGUCUAUAGUCCUUUGUCAUAUCUCCCAGGAGAUCUCUACUCAUCCCAUCAUAGCAAUGCUUCCUUUUGCUGUCCUCCACCAGGUUCCAGAGCCCCAUAUAUUUGCCCCAAGGAACAAUAUGUUUAACUGGGCCACCGACGAUCACGGAAAAGAGAAGAU
This is a messenger RNA of Euleptes europaea (tarantolino), 943 nucleotides long. RefSeq lists its product as uncharacterized. Bases 1 to 642 code for a protein of 213 amino acids. Lineage: Eukaryota; Metazoa; Chordata; Lepidosauria; Squamata; Sphaerodactylidae. The record is from RefSeq and is a predicted model, not a curated record. The transcript is spliced from 6 exons.